Molecule: messenger RNA, 4551 nt
Organism: Pediculus humanus corporis (human body louse)
Lineage: Eukaryota; Metazoa; Arthropoda; Insecta; Psocodea; Pediculidae
Exons: 2
Coding region: 1-4551 (1516 amino acids)
Source: RefSeq, a predicted model, not a curated record
AUGAAAACAAAUUCGGAUUUUAUUGGAACGAGUGGAAAUUAUUCAUCUCCGAAUUACGAAAACAUAACUCAAAAUCAAAUAAUCAACGUCGAAAAUGAAUUCGCGAUUUCGCUCUCGUCGCCUGAUUUGAUUUACGAAAAAGUGGUAACGGAACCGGUUAAAGAAGAAAAAAAAAUAUCUCCGACAGGGAAUCGGCAAAUGAUGACGGAUGGUGGUAAUCCUGGUAAAAAACGAAACUGGAAUAAAAAAAUUGACGAAACGAAACUCAUAAAAGAAUUUUCUUAUCAGUACAUAAAAGAUCCCAAAGUUGUCGAUUCGAAUCCGAGCGGAAUCGUUGGAAUCGACGGUUUUUCCAAAAGCAUAGUUAAGAAUAGAAUAAAGCAAUUGGGGUUGGACGAGUUGGAUGGUAAUGGAAAAGAUGGUUCCGGAAAAGAAUCCAAUCCGAUAAAUUAUUACAUUGACGAAGCGUAUAUGGCCAAUUUGAAAAAUGCCGAUUCCAAAUUACAAGAAAUCAGUUUAUUCGCAUUGGGUGAGAGUCAUCCGCAGUGUAAGGAACCCUCACUCGAAGAAGUUCCAGAAGAAAAACAUCAAAAAUCCGUUAAAGAUUUACUCGCCGAUUUCGAAAAGAAAUCUCAACUUGCUCAAGAAAGAGAUGCAUUGGAUCAAGAAAAAAGUUUCGAAGAUGUAUCGAGUAAACGAUGCGUUUUCAGCGACACGGAAACUUUACUUUAUGACACAUCGAGCGAUACGGAAGAUAAAAAAAUCGAACCGAAUCCAUCGAUACUCACGAACUUGAAAAAAUUUGAAUUGGCCGAUAUAGAAGAUGAAUUAACAGAAGAAGAAGAAGGAGAAGAAGGAGAAGAGGAUAGAGAUGAAGAAGUGGUUGCAGCGUUGAGUCGUCGCGAAAGGAUUUUCAGUUCUUGCCGCGAAAUGAAUCGUAAAAAAGAAAACGGUUCGAAUCAUAAAAUGAAAAAAUUGACGACGAGAUUACCUGAUGUGAAAAAUGAAAAUUCACCGUGUAGCGACAUCGAGAGAAUAAUGUCACCCGUUUAUGCCAAAUCUAGUUUGUCGGAAUCCGUCACGCCUCUAGACAAUUGCGAUUCGACUUGCGUCACGCCCACAAUCGAAAAAAUAAAAGAUAAUUUGGAGAAAACUUUACCAAAGGAAAAUUUGACCAAAAAAAUACAGCCGGAAGUAUCUAAAGAGGAUGAAACAUGCGAAAAUCACUACAUGCCAAUGACUCCUUCUCGAAGAAUAUCGGCCCCACCGUCGGAUAAAUCUCGAAGCGAUUCUUCAUUGCAUUCAUUUCUUUUCGGCGUCGACGUGGAGGAAACCUACGUCGAAAUGACGGAAAAUGGCGUUGCUUCCACGGUUUUCGACGACCCGAGUAAACUUUUUCCCGAACGUAACGGUUCUAAAUAUUGUGACGUAAGUGGUAAUAAAUCCGUUCCUCAUUAUGAUUUUUUACCGUCUUAUCGUACGAGCGGAUCGAUAAGAGAACCCGAAUACAUGGAAGUAAACACUCUUUUGGAAAUUUUAAAAGAGCAAGAUGAAAAGUUAAAAGAACACAGAAACACCAUACAAGAUAAAUCGGUGAAAAAAACGAAUCAAGAUGUCGUCGUCGUUCCUCCGACUCCUCCCCGCUCCGCUUUGCCAGACAUUUUAAACUCUUCGACAAACAGGCAAAAUGCAAAGUCGGACAGUUCGGAUGCCGACGACGAAUCUUCGAAAGAUUUAGAUUCACUCGACAUACCACGUCAUCCGAGAUUUAGCUUAUCGGACACUUUUCGUCCGGCUUCCUACUAUUUGGGAAGCGCGAUUAAUGACAGAGAUAGAAACAUAGUGAGACUUCCCAAUUCCAGCGUGGAGAAUCACGAUUCAUCGGACAGCGAUCUCGUAUCCCCGCCUCCCAUACCCAAUUCUCUACCACCUUUGGACGAUUUGGACACGUCGUUGGAAACGGAAAGAUCUCUCGAAAUAAAUAAACCGCAAAAUUUUACGAAAUUUAAACAAAUGGACAAAGAAGAAAGUAAAAAAUUAUGGAGCACGCCUGCGAAUAACAAUAUUAAUCAAGAGAAUCUGGACAAUUCCGAAGAUAGUAAGAAAAAGAAACGUAGGCCGGUUUCGGAAGACAUGUUGGAAACGCUCGACGAAACGGAACAGUUUUUCUACGAAAAACCCCUCGUCUUCAGCGAAUUAGAUUUCGUCGGUAAUAGAAGUGGUUUAGCUUUAGACGAUGAAUGUGGAGACAUUAAUUUAGAUCAGUACCUGGAAGAACUUCAAUUAAACAGUUCCGUGAACACUCAACUGUAUACGAAAAGCAUAAGCGAAAACAUAUACAAAAGUUCGGAGAAAGACAUGCAUAAAAAUUUAAUGUCGUCGGAAAACAUGAAUAAAAUGACUGUGAAUGGAAAAAAUUUGUUGAAAAUGAAUUACGCCAGCGAAAACAACAGCACAAACACGGAGAACGUGGAACACGUGAAUCACGAGAGAACAAAAUCGAACGAUGAGGUGCACUACGAAAACCUUCAAACCCUGUUUCCACCUCCUCCGCCGGAACUAUACGAAUCGAGCAAUGAACAAUCCGACAGAGAAUCAAACUUGACGUUUUAUAGGGGGGCUACAUUUCCAGAAGUGCCACCCCCUGAUAACUACUGCGAUUCUUUCGAUUCGACCGAUAAAUCCAAAAUAUGUUUCGAUCCGGACACGUUGCAACAUCAAAUUGUAAGUCCAGAUGACAGUGCGGCGGCGAAAACAAAUUCAAGUUUUGAAAAUCAGGGAGCACCGUAUUAUUAUUCGGACAUAAUAAAAAACGACAAAGUCGAUUUUACGUCAUCCGCACCGACGGAAAGAACGGUUUCCGGAACGAGAGGACAUGCAAGCGGUGGAUCGCACAGGUAUCAACAAUUGAAUAAUCAAAGAGAUAGCGGGCAAGAGGCUAUACAGUUGUCGAAAAGAAAUGACAUCGGUAGAAAAGUCAAUCCGAUUUCACAAAAUUAUUUGGGCGGCAUGAAUUCGAACGAGGCCAACGAAUUGGACGAAGUGGAUAAAAUAACGGCAGAGCUUCGCACGACGUCGGCUCACUUUAUGGGAGCCGCUGAUAAAUCGGGAACCGUAGACAUGAGAAACAUUUACGAAUCGGAUACAUUGCAAAGGAAGAAAAUUCCCGGAAAUCAAACGGAUGUGAGUGGAACUAAAACGCCGGACAUGCAUCAUCCACAAGGCGUGGCUAGAAAUUUGUAUCCUCAGGGAAUAAAAAAUAAAUUUUCCGAUUCCGGGAUUAUGAAUAGUAGCAGCAGUCCGAUUAGCUCUCCUCUCGGAAGUCAAAGUCGAAUCAGAAGUAGAUCGGUUGAAGGAUUGUUGACGGAUUCGGAACCUGCGGCUCAAAAUCAACGGCGAACGGUUCCGACCCAACAUCAAAAUUCACCAUCCGUUCCUUCGACUUCGAACAGCAACACCAACAACUCAUCGCGAAAUCAUCAUCCUUACGAGGGUGACGACCUGUGGGAUAAGGAUACGUUAUGGAGAGAAAAUUUAAGAAAAGUCAGUUUGCGACACACUCGAUCUCUCGAUAAUUUAGACGACGAUGUCACGUGGAAUUCGAAUCAGCGACAAAAUCCCGUCGAGGGGAAAAAAGAAAAUUCGGGUCGUAGCAGCGUGGAUCAUUUCACCGGUUCGCAAAAUGGAAUGAUGCAAACGGGACGAAGAAGCGCCGAUCAUUUUUCUAUGGGCACGUCUAAAAACAAACUCAGCAGAAAUGUGACAUACGUGAAUGACGUCAUCGUCAGAAGGAACAGAUCUUUAGAUCUCACCCGAGAAUGCGAUGAAAAUGUCGCCGGGAGGGAAAAAAUAAAACCGAUCAAAGAAAUGGAAACCGUCGUCGUGCUCAGCGAUUCCGGCAUUUUAGAUUGCGACGAUGGAGUUCACUACGAAAAACUAACGAGAAAUCCACCGCCAUCCAAAUUGGGAAGCGUUCCCGCUGUCGUCACUACCACCACCGCCACCCCGACGACGUCUAAAUGGACGAGUCACAGUCGUGAAAAUUCAAAAGAAAUAAAAAGAAACGCGGGACUACCCAUGGGAAAAGAUGUCGCGUUGAAAAAAAUACAAAGUUCUAGAUUUCCAAACGAUAAUAAUAAUAUUUCACCCGUUCAAACAUCCAACGAAAAAUUACCCGUUCAACCGUUGGAACGGGAAAAAUUGAAACAGUGGGAUUGUUUGAUGUCGAACGGGAGCGUCGCCAACGAACAGGUACUCGAUGAAAAAAAAAUGAAAAAUGUUGGGGAAGAAAAUUUUGUAAAAGAUUUGACCGUUAAAAAAUCAUCGGAGGAUGUCGAAACGGUUACGGAUUCGGAUAAAUAUCCGAACGUGAUCGAACAACAACAGCGUCAACGACGUGUCGUGCCAGAAAAGAAAUCUCAAGAAUCGACGCCAUCUUUGGAAGGUAAGAAAACACUUGAAUUUUUAUUAUUAUUAUUUUUAAGACUUUUUUUUUUUAAUAUUCCACGAGCUAAACAUUUUGUGGUAAUUUUCGCGAAAGGCACUCUUUGA